Nannospalax galili (Upper Galilee mountains blind mole rat) is the source of this 614-nucleotide messenger RNA. It is a transcript of the gene Rps16, whose product is annotated as ribosomal protein S16. Gene Ontology annotation, cellular component: cytosolic small ribosomal subunit; ribosome. Gene Ontology annotation, biological process: translation; maturation of SSU-rRNA from tricistronic rRNA transcript (SSU-rRNA, 5.8S rRNA, LSU-rRNA). The transcript has 5 exons. Lineage: Eukaryota; Metazoa; Chordata; Mammalia; Rodentia; Spalacidae. The record is from RefSeq and is a predicted model, not a curated record. The coding region runs from base 113 to 553 and encodes 146 amino acids. Gene Ontology annotation, molecular function: RNA binding; structural constituent of ribosome.
ACGAACGCUCAAAGCGCCUGCGCAGACCUUGAAAAGCGGCUGGGGCGGCCCCGAGCUUUCUUUUUCCGGUGCAACGCCGCGCGGUGAGGAGCUCGUGUGUGUACUCGCAGCCAUGCCGGCCAAGGGUCCGCUGCAGUCGGUGCAGGUCUUCGGACGCAAGAAGACAGCCACAGCCGUGGCGCACUGCAAACGAGGAAAUGGCCUCAUCAAGGUGAACGGACGUCCUCUGGAGAUGAUCGAGCCGCGCACGUUGCAGUACAAGUUACUAGAGCCAGUUCUACUUCUGGGCAAGGAGCGGUUUGCUGGUGUGGACAUCAGGGUCCGUGUGAAGGGUGGUGGUCAUGUGGCCCAGAUUUAUGCAAUUCGACAGUCCAUCUCCAAAGCUCUGGUGGCCUACUACCAGAAAUAUGUGGAUGAGGCUUCAAAGAAGGAGAUCAAAGACAUUCUUAUCCAGUAUGACCGAACCCUGCUGGUAGCUGAUCCCCGUCGCUGCGAGUCCAAAAAGUUUGGAGGUCCUGGUGCCCGUGCCCGCUACCAGAAAUCCUACCGAUAAGCCCAUUCAGAGGAUCAGGGUUUACCUUUGUAAUAAACAUUGUGUAAUUGCCUGAGGCUGA